Molecule: messenger RNA, 1092 nt
Organism: Aspergillus affinis
Lineage: Eukaryota; Fungi; Ascomycota; Eurotiomycetes; Eurotiales; Aspergillaceae
Product: putative bis(5'-nucleosyl)-tetraphosphatase
Exons: 2
Coding region: 1-1092 (363 amino acids)
Biological process (GO): nucleotide metabolic process
Molecular function (GO): ATP binding; ATP:ADP adenylyltransferase activity
Source: RefSeq, a predicted model, not a curated record
AUGUCCGCGACUCCCCCCGCAUUCCGCCUUCCUCUCCCGCAAGUCUGUUUCAACUUCCCUUUCCACUUCUUCCCUCCCGUCGCUGCACUAGCACAUCAUGCAAUUGGGCCUUUCCGAGCAUCUGUCGGCCCUGGUGGCCCGGCGCCGUUCCGUUGCUUUAAGUUCCAACUCCGAUAUUGCCCUGCGCUUGCGAAGAAACCCAGCGCGAACCCUAAGUCCGACAAAGGCCCCCCCGGACCCAAACCAGACCCCUUCGAGAAUCCAUCGUCCGACCUCCUGAUCGCUCAGAUCCCGCGAGAGAACCCGUCACAUUUCCUCGUAUUGAACAAAUUCCCCGUCAUUCCCAACCACUUCAUCCUCGCCACGACGUCGUGGAACUCGCAAACGGACAUCUUAGAAAAGGACGACCUGGAAGCGGCGUAUGCCUGCGUUAAGGAAUGGGGGUCUCAAACAGACGGCACGGAGACCAAGCGACUGUUUGCCUUCUUUAACUCCGGAAACGAGAGCGGUGCGAGCCAACCCCAUCGACAUCUGCAGUUUCUCCCGGUCGAGGACAUGGCGCAGGGCGGCGACUCGGGUAGCUGGCAGCCUUUGAUCGAUUUCGUUGCAUCGCAACCUUCUUCUUCCCCGUCGAGCUCGGGUUCCGGUAAGGUUCUGUGUCUGAGCCACUUCCCGUUCGCGCACUUCGCCCUGCCCUUGCCGUCCAACCCGUCGGCCGAUACCCUCCAUGCCAUCUAUCUUUCUCUCUACCGCGCCGCCUUGGCAACCGCGAAGGGGAAGUCGGGCGACCACGGCGCUCAGGCAAGCAGUGGUCCGGCGGCGAUCGGUUAUAAUCUGGCCAUGACGGAAUCGGUGAUGAUGAUCUGUCCGCGGAGGAAUGAAAGUAGUCGAAUCCCUGUGGAUCCUGCCGUGUCUCAGGAUAUCGCCGAGGCCGGGAUCGUUGCUCUGAACGGCACAGUACUCGCCGGUACCCUCAUGGUGAAGGCGGAAGCCGAAUGGGAUCUAUUACGUCGCAACCCUGAGGCCCUGGCCAACGUUUUGGCCGAAAUUGGCUACCCCCAGCCGGACCUGCGGGAGCUUUCCCUGUUAUGA